Molecule: messenger RNA, 1284 nt
Organism: Amborella trichopoda
Lineage: Eukaryota; Viridiplantae; Streptophyta; Magnoliopsida; Amborellales; Amborellaceae
Source: RefSeq, a predicted model, not a curated record
GCACUCAAUACUCUCCAGCAAUCCAACAACCCUCAUUCAUACUGUAAAUCUCUCCUAAUUCAAAGUUUUCAUCACUCUUUGCCAUUACAUUCAAUUUUUUUUUAUCACUCUACCAGAGAAACGCCAUGAAUACAAGGUCUCAGGCUGCAGCCAAACAAUCGGUCGAAGAAUUUCAACCCGCAUUAGAAUGGAUUCCUGACCCCGAAUCCAACAUUCUUCUUGUACAUUUACCAGGCUUCACAAAGGAGGAGAUACGGGUUCAAAUUGAUAACAGAGGGGGCCUAAGAAUAAUUGGUGAACGCUCUUUGGAAGACGGCCGCACCUCUCGCUUCACCAAAAACGUCCAAUUACCAGGAGAUUCUGAUAUCGAGAGCAUCAGAGCUCGGUUCGAAAGAGGCCAACUCUUUGUUAUAACGCCCAAAAAAAUGAAGAAACAAGAUGAGCAACCAAUCAAAGAUAACGGUAAAGCACCCCAACAAGUGGCCGAAACCCAAAAAACAAAUGGAAUACUAGAGCCGAAACCCGAAGCCAAGGUCCCCGAUACUGGAAAACCACCUUUGAUUUCACCAGAAAAACAGAAAAUGGAAGGAAAACCACCUUUGAUUUCACCAGAAACACAGAAAAUGGAAAGAAAAACUGAUGAUGCCCCAGGAAAACCUCAUAUUGGAGUAAAAGAUAACGGAAAGGAAAGGAAAGUAGAGGAGGGAAAACCACCAUUAGAGCCCAUAAAAAACCAAAAAGAAGGUGGAGAAACUAACGAUUCAAGGGAAAAGAUCAAGGUUGCAGAGUCCGAGAGCAGAUACGAGAAGGCACUGAUCGAUGCACCGACCCAAAAGCAGGGAGAGAAGGCACUAGUUGAUGCACCGUCUCAAAAGCAUGGAGAAAAGACACUAGUCGACGCACCGACCCAAAAACAAAAAGAACAGGCACUCGUCGACCGACCGACCCAAAAGGAAGGAGAGAAAGAUGGGUUCAAAAAAGAGGAGGGAGAAGGGGGUUUUCCACCGAAAUAUCCUAGAAUAUCACUGGAAAGCCGAGUGAAGCUUGCAGAGUGGUUUCGUAGGUGGGAUGAUUAUGGAAACGUGGUUUUAAAAACCGGGGUGGUGGUUUCGGUUGUGGUGGCCUUUGGUUUAUACGUGAUUUAUAAGCUCAAGUAUAAGGAAAAUAUUGCAGAAUAAUUGUAAUUUUUUUUCUGUUGAAUGUUAAGAAUAAUUGUAUUGUGGUGGCUAUAGCCUUUGAAAUUUAAUGUAAAUAGUACAUUGUAUUGGGAUUAUCUAAAAAAAA